Messenger RNA from Chrysoperla carnea, 1238 nucleotides. It is a transcript of the gene Mettl4, whose product is annotated as N(6)-adenine-specific methyltransferase METTL4. The record is from RefSeq and is a predicted model, not a curated record. Gene Ontology annotation, molecular function: methyltransferase activity. The transcript is spliced from 4 exons. NCBI's taxonomy places the organism in Eukaryota, Metazoa, Arthropoda, Insecta, Neuroptera, Chrysopidae. Bases 1 to 1077 code for a protein of 358 amino acids. Gene Ontology annotation, cellular component: nucleus; RNA N6-methyladenosine methyltransferase complex.
AUGAGUAUUUUAUUUGAAAAUGAAUAUGGUUGGAUUCUAUCACAUUCCGAAUAUAUAAAAAAUGUUUAUAAACAAACAAAAUACUACGAUACAAUCAUCGAUUAUGAGUACAAAGAUAAACUUUUUGAAAUAAAUACAGCAUAUUUACGAACAAAUCAAAAGCCAAAUGGGUCUGUUAAAGUUCGUAAAAGAAAUCAUGCUACUCUAACGGAAAAUCAAACAAGUAUUGAAAAUGAUAUACGAGAUGUACAGAAUUUGUAUAAUUUAAUAUCAAAGGAUGCCAACAUUUUUGAAAAAAGCACUACAGAUAUAGCUAAUGAAGAUGCAUUAAAAACUGCACAAGAAUGUUAUACUUUGUCGGCUGGUGAUCAUUUUUUAAAUAUGGUUGCUGGAAAUGAUAGUUUAUCGCCAAUUAAAAUGAAUCGGCAUGAUAAAAAUUAUAUUUUUCCACCAAAAACACUUUUCUAUUGUAAAGAUGUAAAAGAAAUGUUACAUUGGGAAACAAAUGAUCUGUUUAAUAUUAUUUUAAUGGAUCCCCCUUGGAGAAAUAAAUAUAUUCGUCGAAAAAAAUCACAAGUUGCCUCACAUAGUUACACAAUGUUGUUUGACGAAGAGUUGAAAGAUCUUCCUAUAAAAAAAUUAUUGGCAAAAAAUGGAUUAGUCGUUGUGUGGUGUACAAAUUCACCAAACCAUUUAAAUGCUAUCUUAAAUGAUUUUUUUCCUAAAUGGAAUAUUAAAUUUUUAACGAAAUAUUAUUGGCUAAAGGUAACAAAAUCUGGUCAACCAGUUUGCCAGUUUAGCCCACCGUCGGGAAAACAGCCUUUUGAACAAAUUGUUAUUGGUAUAAAUGUUUUAUCUGAUCAGCAAUUUUCAUUGAAUAAAAGAAUAAUAGUAAGUAUUCCAAGUGCUUUACAUUCACACAAACCACCAUUAACAGAAAUUUUCAAAGAAUUUAUUCAAGAAAAUUCUAAAUGUUUGGAAAUUUUUGCUCGAUAUCUUUUACCAAAUUGGACAAGUUGGGGAUUAGAGGUAUGCCGCUUUCAACAUGAAAGCUUAUUUGUUACGUGUAAGUCUUAAAAAUAUUAUUAAAAUUUUAUUUUAUAUGGUAAAGGUGGUAUUAUGAGCUCCUGUAUUAUUUGUUCCUUUUAUAUUUAAAUAUCUACUCAGGUAAUUUUCGGAAAAAUAUCUACUAAUUUAAAAAAAAAAUAUAUCCAGAUAAUUCAAAUAAUAUUUCAACA